CCCCUGGGCCGCCGGUGAGGUUGGUGUUCCCUGAGGUGCGGCUGACGUCCGUACGGAUCGUUUGGCAGCCGCCGGAGGAGCCCAAUGGAAUUAUUCUGGGGUAUCAGAUCGCCUACCGGCUGGCCAGCAGCAGCCCUAACAAGUUCACGACGGUGGAGGUUGGCUCUACAGUCAGGCAGUUUACAGCUACAGAUCUCGCCCCGGAGUCAGCGUACAUCUUCCGAACAUCUGCCAAGACCAGGCAGGGCUGGGGGGAGCCUCUGGAAGCCACAGUGAUCACUACAGAAAAAAGAGAACGACCAGCACCUCCCAGACAGCUGAUGACCCCCCAGAGUGAUGUGUCCUCACGGAGUCUGCUGUUGAAGUGGGUCCCUGGAAGUGAUGGAUCUUCACCAAUCCGAUAUUUUACAGUACAAGUGCGAGAACUGCCACACGGAGACUGGCAAACCUACUCCUCUUCCAUCAGCCAUGAGGCAACAUCCUGCAAUAUUGAAAGCUUGAACCCGUUCACCUCUUACAAACUGCGAGUGAAAGCAACCAACGACAUCGGAGACAGUGACUUCAGUGCGGAGACUGAAGCAGUCACCACUCUGCAGGAUGUUCCAGGUGAGCCACCCAGUUCUGUGUUAGUGACUCCCCACACGACUUCAUCUGUUCUUGUGCAGUGGCAGCCUCCCAAAGUCGAGAGUCUGAACGGCUUGCUGUUGGGAUACCGAAUCUACUACCGGGAGCUGGAUUACGACACUGGACCUGGAACAGAAUCCAAAACCGUCCAGAACCCCUCAGCUUUAAGAGCAGAGCUCACACCCCAAAGCAGCUUCAAGACAGUGAACAGCAGCUCUGCAUUAACGACGUAUGAAUUAACACAGUUGAAGAAAUACAAGAGAUAUGAAGUACUGAUGACAGCAUAUAAUGUAAUUGGUGAGAGCCCUACCAGCACGCCAGUGGAAGUGUUUGUGGGUGAAGCAGCACCAGCGCAGGCCCCACAGAACAUCCAAGUCAACUCCCUUUCUGCAAGCCAGCUGGAGCUCACCUGGGACCCUCCUCCUGCCGACAGCCAAAAUGGGAACAUCCAAGGCUACAAGAUUUAUUACUGGGAGAGCGAUGUCCAAAAUGAGACGGAGAAAAUGAAGGUGCUUUUCCUCCCAGAGACAACCGUCCGGCUCAAAAACCUGACCAGCCACACACGGUACAUGGUCUGCAUCUCUGCCUUCAACGCAGCCGGGGAUGGCCCCAGGAGCAGCCCCUCGCAGGGCAGGACGCACCAGGCGGCACCCAGUGCUCCCAGCUUCUUGGCAUUCUCCGAAAUCACUUGCACUACACUCAAUGUGUCUUGGGGCGAACCGACAGCAGCAAAUGGAGUCCUGCAGGGUUAUCGAGUAGUCUAUGAGCCUUUGGCUCCCAUCCAGGGGGUGAGCAAGGUGGUGACCGUGGACAUUAAAGGGAACUGGCAGCGCUGGUUGAAGGUCCGCGAUCUCACCAAGGGCAUGACCUAUUUAUUCAGAGUGCAAGCCCGAACCAUCGCCUAUGGACCUGAACUGCAAGCCAACGUCACAGCUGGGCCAGCAGAAGGGUCUCCCGGCUCCCCUCAGGAAAUUCUGGUGACAAAAUCUGCUUCAGGGCUGACACUGCAAUGGACUGAGGGAGAUUCAGGAGAAAAACCCACAACUGGGUACAUUAUAGAGGCACGACCCUCAGAUGAAGGACUGUGGGAUAUGUUUGUGAAGGACAUCCCUCGCAGCGCUACCUCUUACACCGUUGGCCUGGACAAACUCAAACAGGGAGUGACCUAUGAAUUUCGCGUGGUGGCUGUCAAUGAAUUUGGCUAUGGAGAACCAAGUGUUCCCUCCGUGGCAGUAUCAGCACAAACAGAAGCCCCUUUCUAUGAGGAGUGGUGGUUUCUACUGGUGAUGGCUCUCUCAAGUCUGAUCCUCAUCCUCCUGGUGGUGUUUGCAUUGGUCCUGCACGGUCAGAGUAAGAAGUACAAGAACUGCAGCACAGGUAAAACCAUCUCCAAUGUGGAAGAGUCGGUCACCCUGGAUAACGGAGGCUUCACUGCUCUGGAGCUCAACAGCAGACACCUGAACAUCAAGAGCACCUUCUCAAAGAAGAAUGGAACCAGGUCUCCUCCUCGCCCAAGCCCAGGGGGGCUGCACUACUCCGAUGAGGAUAUCUGCAACAAGUACAACGGAGCCGUGCUGACCGAGGGCUUGGGCCUGAAUGAGAAGCCCUUGGAAGUGUCAGAGUCAGAGGCCACUGACUCGGAUUAUGAAGACGAGUUGCCAAAACACUCCUUCGUGAACCACUACAUGAGCGACCCCACGUACUACAACUCGUGGAAGCGGCAGCAGAAAGGGGUGAAGCACCCGGCGUCCUACAGAUACGAGGAGUGCGCCGCCAGCGAGACAGAACCCUAUUUCCAGACUGUCAUCACGACACAGAGCUCAGGAGGGGUGUACACCCCAACGGGACAGCCCGCGCCCGGCUCCCGGACUCCAGUGACAGGGUUCUCCUCCUUUGUCUGA
Molecule: messenger RNA, 2525 nt
Organism: Mesitornis unicolor (brown roatelo)
Lineage: Eukaryota; Metazoa; Chordata; Aves; Mesitornithiformes; Mesitornithidae
Gene: SDK1
Product: sidekick cell adhesion molecule 1
Exons: 18
Molecular function (GO): protein binding
Source: RefSeq, a predicted model, not a curated record